AUGCCCUCGUACACAUCGCCCCGCAACGUCUCAGGCCCGCUAGCUGUCGACAAAGCCGCCAUGGCUGCCGCCGCCGAUGAGAACAGCCCGUGGGCCCGCCCCAACCACUACAGCACCCCCAACUCAAAGACGUCACAGUAUAUUGAUAAGAUCACACAAGAGAACGACCGCCUGCGACGAGAACUCAGGGCCGAGAAGCUCGCAAGAGAAGAUGAGGCCAAGCGUUGGUCGGCUGCGCAAACCAAAGCCGAAGACUCCCGCGCCGAGCACCAACAUCUCCAAGUGCUUGCCGACACCAAUGCGCGAGCCAUAGAGCGGAAAGACCGGAAGCUCGAAGAACUCAAGGCCACACUCGACGCCGAAAUACAAAGAAGGAAGUCCGCCGAACAGCGAGCCGAAGAAGCGCUGCGGAUGCUGGGCGACACACGAUCCGAGACGCAACGACAGCUUUCGCAAGCAUACGAGAUGAGGGGCAUGGCAGACACGAACCUCGAAACAGCACGAGACGGCUUCAAGCGCAUCACCGACGGCUACGAGAAGAAGGUCCGCCAAAUCAACGACGAGCUCAACGAGCUACGGAGAAAGCGCCUCGAAGACGCCGACAAGAUCAAGCGACAAGCCAUCAUCAGCGACCAGCUGCAACACGAAUCUUCGCGAUCCACACGGGCCGAGGCUAAGCUGGUCAAUCUGAUGGAGGUAUACAAAAAAGAGCACCGGAAAGAGAUGGAUGGUCUCAUACAGGAAGCAGAGAGGCUGCGACGCGCACUGCCAGAGAAGGAGCGCGAGGCACAGAAACUUGUCGAUUCGUUGGAACAAACCCGCGAUAAGAUGCGAUGGGUCAUGACUCAACAUGAACGGCAAACUGGGGGGAAAUGA
Alternaria infectoria is the source of this 876-nucleotide messenger RNA. RefSeq lists its product as uncharacterized. The transcript has a single exon. Lineage: Eukaryota; Fungi; Ascomycota; Dothideomycetes; Pleosporales; Pleosporaceae. The record is from RefSeq and is a predicted model, not a curated record. The coding region runs from base 1 to 876 and encodes 291 amino acids.